AUGCAGCUAUGCAUGCAUCGCAUCAUCCUGGAGGAUGAGUCUAGUUCUUCCAUUGAACAUCAAAGGAGGCUAAACCCAAACCUAAAGGAAGUUGUAAAGAAGGAGAUAAUGAAGCUAUUGAAGACUGGAGUGAUUUAUCCAAUAUCAGAUAGUGCAUGGGUUAGCCCUGUACAUGUCGUGCCAAAGAAAGGAGGGAUCACAGUCAUCAAGAAUGAACAUGAUGAGCUCAUUCCGACAAGGACAAUCACAGGACACAGAAUGUGUGUUGACUACAGGAAGCUGAACUCCUCUACGCGCAAGGACCACUACCCCCUGCCGUUCACAGACCAGAUGCUUGAGCGCCUUGCCAAUCAUCAAUACUACUGUUUCUUGGAUAGUUACUCAGGAUUUUUCCAAAUUUCAAUCCAUCCAGAUGAUCAGGAGAAGACCACCUUCACUUGUCCCUAUGGCACAUUUGCUUAUAGGAGAAUGCCUUUUGGGUUGUGCAAUACUCCAGCUACAUUCCAAAGGUGUAUGAUGUCCAUAUUCAUGUUUAUGUUUAUUUCAAUGCACAUGAUGAUGCGAUGCAUGCUCCAGGAUGAUGCGAUGCAUGCAUAG
This is a messenger RNA of Microthlaspi erraticum, 597 nucleotides long. The record is from the annotation of a GenBank genome assembly. NCBI's taxonomy places the organism in Eukaryota, Viridiplantae, Streptophyta, Magnoliopsida, Brassicales, Brassicaceae.